Lactuca saligna is the source of this 1892-nucleotide messenger RNA. The record is from the annotation of a GenBank genome assembly. NCBI's taxonomy places the organism in Eukaryota, Viridiplantae, Streptophyta, Magnoliopsida, Asterales, Asteraceae.
GAAAACAUAACACAUCCAUGGCGAGAGAUUUUUUAGGAAAUCAAAACGGGAUUCGUAUCGUCUUCAGAAAAUUCUGGUGGGUGUGAUCUCGCUGCCUUUUCAAUUUUUGGGGUUCAUGUCAUUGUUGAUCAAACACCAAUGAUUUAUACAAAGCGAAUAUGGAUUUCACAUUUCAUCACUCAAACGUCUCAAAGAAAAAGGGUAAAAGCAACGAGGAACUAGGGAUGCGGGCUUCUGUAAUGGCCAGAAGACCGGCAACUUGGACAUUUUCCGGCAUUGUUGUCGCCGUGCUAUUGCAGGGAGUGGUUGUUCUGUGUAAGGCUCCGGCGACUCUUAAACUGGAAAGAGCUUUUCCGCACAAUCAACGGAUGGAAUUGAGCAAACUUAGAGAUAGAGAUAAUCUAAGGCACAGUAGAUUCUUGAAGCAGCAAUUAUCGUCUUCUACAAAAGAUGUUAUUGACUUCCCACUUCAGGGCACUUUUGAUCCUUAUCGUGUUGGGCUUUAUUAUACAAAAGUGCAAUUGGGUUCACCUCCAAAGGAAUACUAUGUACAAGUGGACACAGGAAGUGAUGUGUUGUGGGUCAGUUGUAAAGACUGUAAAGGUUGCCCUACAUCUAGUGGACUCAAAGUUCCAAUUGAGUUUUAUGAUCAUGAAAGCUCGAAAACAUCUUCUUUGGUCAAAUGUUCAGAUGAUAUGUGUCUUGUAGGAAUGAAAUUUGGUGAUGCAGAUUGUUCACAUACAAGCACUCGUUGUAUUUACAAAUUUAAAUAUGGAGAUGGAAGUGCAACAUCGGGUUAUUAUGCGUCUGAUUUAAUUCAUUUAGAAAUGAUAUCAGAUGAGUCAAACCCUUCAUCAAAUGCUUCAUCCAAAGUGAUAUUCGGUUGUAGCACAUCUCAAUCUGGGGAGUUAUCCGAACCCGAGAGAGCGGUCAACGGGAUCUUUGGUUUUGGUCAACAGGGUUUAUCCGUAAUUUCACAACUUGCUUCAAAAGGGGCAGCUCCAGAUGCAUUCUCUCAUUGUCUUGAUGGUGGUGGUGAUGGUGGUGGCAUUCUAGUUCUUGGUCAAAUUAUGAAUCCAAAAAUGGUCUAUUCACCACUCAUUCCAUCACAGCCACAUUAUAAUCUACAUAUGACUAGUAUUUCAGUCAAUGACAAAACAUUGCCAAUUGAUCCAUCAGCUUUUGAAAUAUCAAAACACCGAAAAGGAACAAUAAUUGAUUCUGGAACAACACUUGGAUACCUAACAGAAGAGGCUUAUAAUCCUUUUGUGGAUGCUAUUACAAAGUUUGUUCCUCAAUCUGUAAAAGCUUUUGAUGCAAAGGGAUACCAGUGUUAUCUAACUAACGAUAGUGUCUCUGAGAUCUUUCCAACUGUGAGCUUCAAUUUUGAGGGUGAUGCUUCGAUGAAUUUAAAACCAGAUAAUUACCUUUUGGAACAAAACACUGUGGAUGGUGGAUUGGCAUGGUGUAUAGGGUUUCAGAAGGUUAAGGGUCAAGGACUUACGAUUUUAGGAGACAUUGUUUUGAAAGACAAGGCUAUCGUAUAUGACUUGGGUGCUCAACGAAUUGGAUGGGUAGACCACGAUUGUAGAACACCUGUUAACGUGUCUGCUACAUCAAGUGGUCGCAGAAGAAUCUCAAGUAGCAGCAGUUCACUGCAGCAUAAACCUUAUCAACUGACCCUCAUCAUGAUUCUUGCUUACAUGCUACAUUUAUUGAGAAGAGAAAUCUCCAUCCAUUCCUACUUAGAAGACUCGUAAAAAAGAUGGUGAUAACAUAAGUCUUGCAUUCAAUUGAAAAUUGUGUUGUACAUGUUUGAGGAAGUCAUAAAGUUGUGAUCAAAAGUGUUGCUGAAUCUGCAAAUUAUUGCAAAAACUUUGCAACAAAGAACG